CUCCUGCAUCCAGCAGCUCCAGCGUCAGGAGGCUGCAGCUUCCUCCUCGUCUGGAUCUCCUCUCUGCUCCCCCCGGGCAGGAAAGCGAGUGAGAAUAACAGGAAAAGGGAGUCGGCUUGGAGCUGCCGGACAGCCCAGCUCCACAUUUCUGUGUGCCGGAGGAACGGAGCGCAGCAGAGGCUCUGAACCUGUUGGAUUCAACACAUCUGGAGCUGAGAGCUGCACAUCUGGAGCAGCUGGAGUCCAGUUUCUGUCCAGGAAAGGAUUUAGUUGUGAGGAGGAAUCACCUGCUGGACCAGGAAACCUCCAGGAUCUGCUUUGAUUUUCACACCAGAGCUUCAGCGGACCUUCUGCCUGAGAUGAUGCCCCGGAUCCAGCUGUGGCUGCUGGCCGUCGCUCUCAUGGUGGAGGCGGCCGCCAUCGUGAAGAAGGAGAGCCACCCGGUGCUGGUCCGGCAGAAGAGGGAGUGGAUCUGGAACUCUCUGUACGUGGAGGAGGAGAAGCCGGCGCCCAUCCCCUACAAGAUCGGACAGCUGAAGUCCAGCAAGACGGUGGAGGUGAAGAGGUUCAAGAUCGAGGGCGAAGGAGCCAACAGCAUCUUCACGGUGGACCAUAAGGGAGACCUGUUCGUCACCACGUCUCUGGACCGCGAGGAGAAGAGCUUGUACCACCUGACGGCCCGGAUGUUCGACGGAAACAACAAGCUGAUCGAAGACUACGGAGACUUCGUGGUCCAGGUGACCGACAUCAACGACAACCUGCCGGUGUUCCCCAGAACCUACAACGGCUCCAUCAUGGAGAGGUCCAGCAUCGGAACUAAAGUGGUGGAGGUGAGAGCGACCGAUGCUGAUGAUCCGACCACCGCUAACGGGGAGCUGCGCUACUCCCUGACCCAGGAUGGAGACGUCUCGGCCUUCCAGAUCGACAGCAUCACAGGUAUGAUCAGCUGCAGGAUCAGCUCUCUGGACCGCGAGCGCCGGGGUCAGUACGUGGUGGUGGUCAGAGCUCAGGACAUGAGGGGGAUGUCUUCAGGCAGCACGGCCACCACCUCUGUCAGCAUCAGCGUCACCGACACCAACGACAACAUGGCCUCCUUCACCAGGAAGACCUUCGAGCUGCAGGUUCCUGAAGACCACAAGGUCAACGAGAAGAUGGGAACCCUGCUGCUGGAGGACCAAGACCAGAUCCAGAACAAGGAGCCCAUCUUCUCCAUCAAUGGAGACAGCAGCAAGAUGUUCAGCCUGGAGCUCAGCCCCACCAAGGAUGGGAACCUGCUGCUGAGACAGCCUCUGGACUUUGAGACGACCAGCAGCUACAGUUUUACCGUCCAGGUCCGAGAAAACCUGAGAAACCUUCGAUUUCCUGCCGACAACGUGAACAGCGCCGUGACCUCAGCACAGGUGAAUAUUAAGGUGCUGGAUGUAGACGAGCCUCCAGUCUUCUCUCAGCCCAUCUACACCUUCACCGUGAUGGAGGAGAUGAACGUCAACAACAUCGGGACCAUCUCAGCCAGAGAUCCAGACAAAGCUGCCAAAAGCAUCCGGUACUCCAUCCUGGACAAGGACUGUCCCAUCUCCAUCAACCCUCUGACCGGCCAGCUGUCCACCCUGAGGAGGCUCGACCGAGAGCUGGAGGCCACGCACAUGUUCCAGGUCAAAGCCCAGGAGGAGCCCAGCGGUCUGGAGUCCUUCGUCAAAGUCAACAUCAUCGUUCAGGACGUGAACGACAACCAGCCGGAGCUUUCUGUGGACGAGAUCUUUGUCUGUGAGAACGACGCCACCAACACGGUCAUCGGGACUCUCCGGGCCUCAGAUAAAGACGACCGUCCAGCUUCCUUCUCCUUCGCUUUGGCCUCAGAAAGUUCAAACUUCUCCAUCAGAGACUUUGGCAAUGGCUCGGCAGAUGUCUUGGUCAAACAGGGUCCGUUCAGUCUGGAUGACCCCAAAGACUACAGCGUGGACGUACGUAUCAGCGAUGGAGGACAGCCAAUCCAGACCAGCGUUACCAAACUGGUCAUAAAGUCGUGUCGCUGUGAUGCCGGAAGGAUUGCUGUUCAGUGUAAAGCUGGAGCUCGGAGGAUGGGAGUCAGUGUCCACGCUCUGAUCGCCAUCCUGCUCUGCAUCCUCACCAUCCUGGUGAUCGUGAUCCUGUUUGUGAUGAGGAAGCGCUACCAGAAGGACUCUUUAUCCAACAUGAAGAACAGCGGAGAGAUCCAUGAACAGCUGGUGACGUACGACGAGGAGGGAGGCGGCGAGAUGGACACCAACGGCUACGAUGUUUCCAUCCUCAGCUCGGCCUGCAACGACGGCUCUCUGCUGCGCCACCAGAACCAGAACCAGAGGCUGUACGCCCUGGUCCAGAAGCCCAGCCAGCAGCCGGCCUGUAAGGGCGACAUGGCCGCCAUGAUCGAGGUGAAGAAGGACGAGGCGGACCACGACCGGGACGGCUUCCCCUACGACACGCUGCACAUCUACGGCUACGAGGGCCCCGAGUCCCUGGCCGGGUCCCUCAGCUCCCUGGACGGAUCCUCCACCGCCUCCAACCUGGACUACGACUUCCUCAGCGACUGGGGCCCCAGGUUCAGGAGUCUGGCCGAGCUGUACGGGGCCGACGAGGGGCCCGACUUCUGCCAGGAGGAGGGGCCCCACUUCUACCAGCAGUACUGACCGGGAGGAGCCGCUUUUUACCGUUAGGUAGAGGUCACAGCCAGAGGGAGCUCCAUGGCAACCUCCCAGCCAAUCAGACGGCUUCCUCUCUCCCUCCCAGCCAAUCAGACGGCUUCCUCCUUCGCUCCCAGCCAAUCAGACGGCUUCCUCCUUCCCUCCCAGCCAAUCAGACGGCUUCCUCCUUCGCUCCCAGCCAAUCAGACGGCUUCCUCCUUCCCUCCCAGCCAAUCAGACGGCUUUCUCUCUCCAAUCUCAUUAUUUUCCAGCUGUGACUGUUUUUGAAACCAAACCAGGUAAAAGUUUAUCUCAGCCUCUGAACUCCAGCAGUUUAUUUACUUCUGUCUCUUUCUUCCUCACUGUGGCUCAUUUUUUCAACGGAAACAAAAAAAAAUCAACAUUUUUCCAAACUUUGCUGUAGAUAUUUAGUCGUUUUCUGCUGUUCAGCUGAAACUCUCUGAAUUUUCCUCCCCUGACCAUCGGUCACACCUCAGUCACUGAAGGCUUCACGGAUGCACAAAGAAGCUCAAAAUUUUUUGUUUUUCACAGAUUCUGGGUUGAGUAAACAGUUUGUUUACUGUGAAUUUUUAUAUGAGACACGUAGAAUAUCUACCAGAAAAAAAUGGGACUAUUUUAUGAAAGACAUUUCCAGUUUGUUCCAUGUUUGCUUCACUUCCUGCAGUUCAGCUGAAAACUGGAUGAAUUUUUGUUCCUUGGCUGUUGGUCAUGGCUGACUCAGUCGUUGUUUCACAAAUGCACAAAGAAGCUCAGAUUUUUUCCAUUUUUUAAAAAUCUGGAUUGAGCAAACGCUUUAUUUUUGGUGAUUUUUUAAAAAUCAGAAAUGUGUAGAAUAAACAGGUUUUGAAGAAAUAUCACAGUUAGAAGUUCAAAUUUGUUUAAAAAAUGUGGAAUCAGCUCACACAGCACUGGAAAUAAAUAUCUCUAAAAACCUACAUACUAUAGAUAUUUAAUCAUCUUUAUUUCUGUACUUGCUUCUCUUACACCGCCUGCAGUUCAGCCUAACGCUCCCUGAAUUCUCUCCACCUGACUGUUGGUCACGGCUGACUCCGUCGUGGUUUUAAGGUUGUGUCGAGGAUCAUAGAAGUUUUGUUUUUUUACAGAUUCUGGUUUGAGUAAAUUUUUUAUUUUCUGUGAAUUUUCUAUAUGAGACACAUCGAAUAUCUACCGGAAAAAAUGUGAAUUUGUUCCAUCCGUGCUUCCGUACGUACACUUCCUGCAGUUCAGCUGAAAACUCUGAAUUUUGGUCCCCUGGCCGUCGGUCACACCUCGGUCAGUGAAGGCUUCAUAGAUGCACAAAGAAGCUCAGAAUUUCUGUUUUUUCACACAAUCUGGAAGCAGAAAACAGAAGAUUUUUGGUGACUUUGAAGAAAAAUCUGUAUUUUUAUCCUGGAUUUGCUUCAUUUUCUCUGAUCAGCUGAAGAUAAAGACACGAUGAGUUUGAGGACUGUUGGAAAUCUGAAGCUUCUGUCUCUUUCUACAGUUUGAUAAACGCUCUGGUGAUUUUUUUUUUUGUGUUUUUGGGGUUCAGACUCAGUAAGACAUUUAAGUCCUUAAAUAUGAAACUCGACUCAGACCUGAGAUCUGAACAUAAACCGUUUCAUUAUUUGUUUUAUUUUGAUGUUUGUGUUCUUGAGUCCUGCUGCUGAAAGCUGCGACUGAAAGCAGGUUCUGAUUGAUGUGGUCCAGCUCUGACGUGGUGUUUUCUGGUUUCUCUGAGGGUUUCUGAUGUUUCAUUUCUCCAGCUCCAGUCCAGACGUCAGAUCAACACUUUGACCAGAAAAACCUCCCAUAAGAAGCUUCACUUCAAAAUGAAACCAUUCCACCUUAAAUCUAGGAACCUUCUGCUCUGAUUUAUUGGAAACUCUUUUAUCACAAACGAUGAAUAUUUAAAAUGAGAUCUGUGGAACUUUAGCUUCAUAAACCAUAAUUUAUUCAACAACAUCUCAGGAACUAUUAAAGAUAAAAGCCUGAAAGUUUCUCUCUUAUUUAUCAUCAGGUCACUGAUUAAAGAAUCUGGAAUACAGAAGUCAACCAAAAGCCAAGAAAGGCCAAAAAGUAUGAGAAAUUGAAUAAAUCGACCAAAAGUUUAUAAAAAUCAACCAAAAGACGACAUAAAUUGAAUAAAAUGUGACGUAAAACUACCAAAAUCAACCAAAAAGUGACAUAAAUUCAAGAAAUUUACCAAUUUUUAAAAUAAAUCUACCAAAAGGUGACAUAAAUUGAAUAAAACCGACAAAAAUUGACAAAAAACUGUCAUAAGUUUAAUGAAUCAACCAAAUUUUUAUAUAAAUCAACCCAAAUAUGACAUAUAUUGAAUAAAAUGUGUCAUUAAAUUACCAAAAUCAACCAAAAAGCGACAUAAAUUCAAUAAAACAUGGCAUAAAUUGACCAAAGUUUCCCAUAAAUCGACCAAAAUGUUCUGUAAAUUACCAAAAAGCGACAUACAUUCAGUCAAAUGUGACAUAAUUCUGCCAAAAUUUUACAUAAAUUGAAUAAAACUUGACAUAAAUUGAUCAAAGUGUCCCAGAUAUCUUCCUAAACGUCUGUUUUUGAAGCUCUAAAGGUUUAAAUGCUGUGGAUAUUUCUGAGCUCAGUGUUGGUUUCUCCUGACAGGAAACAGAAUUAGUCAGUUCCAGUUUUAUUGGACAGAAACUUCGUCACGUCGUUGUGGAGACGAAGGUUGAACUCGUUGAGACGCUCAGGAAGCUCCGAUGGCUUUGACCUCCUUUAGCCUCCCAUCCUCUGAGCUUUAGAGUCUCUCUGUCCAGGAAACCGACUCUCUGCUCGUCUCCAACGCCUCACAGUUCAGAGUUUUAGCAGGAAAACAAACCAGGAAUCAGUUCAGGAACAUCAGAGAACAUUUCAGAAGCUGGAACCAGUCAGUUAGCAGAUAAACAAUCUGUUCUGGGUUUUAUGUCUUCAUCAGAACCACUUCAUUCUACUUAUUGUUUUUUGUUUUUGUUAAAUCCAACCAGAUUCUGUAAAAAGUCAAAUAUUUCCUAGUUGGAUUAGGUUCAUUUUGUCGUUCAUUACUAUACGAUAGCGUUGCUUAUUAAAACCGACAAUUCAGUAAAGAAAAGUUGUUUUACCUUCGCUGACGUGUUUGGACAGCUUCUGUCGUCUUCCUCAGAUCGUCAUCUGAUGUUUGCUGACAAAUAAGCACAAACGAUGGAUCAAGGAGGCCAUCGAAAUCAGGAAGCUGCUCCAUGAACCGGGACGAGGAGGCCUACAUCCUCUAAUACCUGGACUCCAUCCUGCAGAGACCACCGGACAGCAGGAGGCGUGGUCGCUUUGACAGAUUCUAACAGAUUCUGACAGAUUCUGACAGAUCUGUCAAACCGACCACGUGAUAAAAAGGACACGUCACCAAACGUCAGAUGAAGAUCUGAAGAAGACGGCAGAGUCUGUAGAAACUUGUCAGCAAGGUAACACAACUUUACUGAAUUGCCGGUUCAAAUGAGCAACACUGUCGUCAAAUAUUUUCUGUUUUUUGGUUCAAUGAUGAAGGAAUCAAAACCUCUGCCUUUUCAUCUGGACUCAGUUUGUAGAUUUUACUAACGGAUAAAACGCGCUGUCUCCAUAUAUUACAGAUAUUGAACUAUCUGUAUUUUUUAAUUAUUUCACACCAUGAAUUGAUGAAAAUAAGACAAUAACUAAGCACAUUAUGACAUAAACUCACCAACAUGUGACAGAAAUCCCCUAAAAUGUCAAAUACAUCAACCAAAACCCAAAACAGGAUGUGAAUCUAACUAAAAUUCAAUAAAACAUGGAAUAAAUUGAUCAAAAUUUUAUGUAAGUCGAGCAAAAAGUGACAUAAAUUAAAUUAAAUGAGAUGUACAUUGAGCAAAAGUUUACAUAAAUCAACCAAAAUUUUAUGUAAAUGGAAUAAAACAAGACAUAAAUUGAGCAGAAUUUUACAUAAAUCAAUCAAAAAAAUGACACAAAUUCAAUAAAAGGUGAUGUAAAUUCACCACAAUUUUACGGAAAUCGACCAAAUUUUGUAUAUAAAUCAACCAAAGGCAACAUAAAUAAAAUGGGAUGCGUAACUACCAAAAUCAACCCAAAAGUAGCAUAAAUUGAAAAAAUUUACCUAAAUUUUGAUGUAAAUUGACCAAAAAGUGACAUAAAUUCAAUAAAAUGUGACGUACAUGCACCAAAAUUUUAUUUAAAUUGAAUUUAAAAUGACGUAAUUUGAGCAAAAUUUUACUGAUAUCAACCAGAAAGUGUCAUAACUUGAACGAAAUGUGAUGUAAGUCGACCAAAAUUUAACAUAAAUCAACUAAAAGAAGAAAUAAAUGUAAUUAAAAUGUGACAUAAGACCAUGUAAAUGAACCAAAAAGUGACAGAAAAACAUGACGUACAUCAACCACAGUUUUACGUAAAUCAAGCAAAAAGUGACAUAAACUGAAUAAAACAUAAAUUGACCAAAUUUUUACGUAAGUCGACCAAAAGAUGCUUUUUUCACCUGAAACUGGUUUAAAAUUUGAUUUAAUUCAACACCAAAGUGAAGCUGAAAGAAACAAAGACGUUGUAGCUGCAACAAUUGAUCAAGGACUGAACAAAUCUUUAAUGGAUCAGUUUGACUUUUAGUAAAACAGAUUCUAGAUUCUCUGGUUCCGGCUUCAGAAAUGGGACUUUUUUCUGUCAGUAAACUGAAUAUUUAUUGCAGUUUUCUCAACUAAAACGCUGUUUCUUUGGUCAUAAAGUCUUUGUAAACCGUUGUCUUUGGACGUUUUACGUCUAAAACUCUUUCAGUCAAAAACUCUUCCUGCUGUUUAUUCUGUUGAGUUUUGAAGUUUUAAAACUCUGAUUCUUCGGUCUUGAACUCUUCCUAAAUCGUCCCGCUGUUUAUUCUGUUGAGUUUGGACUCGACUCUCUGGAACUUCAUGAGAUAAACGUCGGGAACAAAAGCAGGAAGCUCUCAGCGUUUUCCUGUUUGCCACCGAAUCUCCUGGUCGGCUUUAAUCAGCGACUCCACUUCCUGUCCAUCUGUCGGUGCUGGCCCCGCCCCUUCCUGUCAACAUUGUGCUCACUUCCUGUUUGAACGGCGAGUCGAACAAUGAGCUGCUGAGGUUUAAAGCUGGAAGCUGGAAGCUCAGAGAAACUUUAAAGUUCAGGUUUCCUUCAGGCGUCAGAAAAAUAAAAUGAUAUCUUCUCCAUGCUUUUCACCAUUUUCUGACAUUUUAUUCAUCCAGAAACAUAAAUCGACCAAAACGUGAAGUAAAUUAAACAAAAUGGAAAAUAAAUAGACCAAAAAGUGACAAAUCAACUGAAAAUGAUGUAAGUUAACCAAAAAAUGUAAUAAAAUGUGAUGCAAAUUGACCAAGAUUUUAUAUAAAUCUAUCAAAAAAUGACAUAAUUUGAAUAAAAUGCGAUGUAAAAACAACCAAAUUUCAUGCUAAUUGAGCAAAAUUUUACGGAAAUCAACCAAAAUGUGACAUAAAUUGAACAAGAUUUUAUAUAAAUCUGUCAAAAAGGGACAGCAAUUGAAUAAUUUGACCAAAAUUUACAGAAAUCAACCAAAAAGUGACAGAAUUUGAAUAAAUUGACUAAAUUUUUAUGAUAAUCGACUGAAAUGUGACAUAAAUUUCAUAAAUUCAAGAAGAUUUGACAUAAAUCGGCCAAAAAGGGACAGAAAAUGAAUAAAAAUGAUUGGAAAACUAUGAAAAUUUUACAGAAAUCAGCAAGAAGUGGCAUAAAUUGAACAAAUUUUUAAGAAAAUGACCAUAAAAUGAGUUGAAUAUUUAAACGAAAUGCAUUAUUUUGUGCUUUUGAGCUCAGUUUUCUGGACUUUGUUGUAUUUUCUGUGACUUCUGUCUGAGAUAAAAGGAGUUUUGGGCUUCAGAGGGUUAACAGAAGAUGAAUGAAAUCUUCCUGAAACAUGAGAUUUGUUUCCAUAUUUGUUCCAUAAUGAAGCUUCUUUUUCUGAUUGGAUGUUUCUCUGGAAUCAGCAGAACAAACCUCUCAGGGUGGGUCUGGUUAAAAAAGAACAUUUCAGUCAUUUCAUCGUGUUUUCAUGUUUUUAUUUGUUAAAAUGUGCCUCAUAGUGUUUUUAUUUCCUCAUUUAUGAUGAUUUCUGCCUAAAUUUCUGUAUUUAAAGGGUUGAAAACUUGAAACUAAAGAAGCAGAAGCAGAAAAGCAGGUUUUGAUGGAUUUGAUGCAUGAAUGAGUGGAUCGUGUCGUUUCUUUGUGAUUAUUUCCUGUUUCUGGUGUAAAUACGGUGGAGCUGGAGCAUCACGUGCCUUUAUUCUGAAAGAACUCAAGUGUCAGACUGAUUUUCUAUCUGUUUUUAUGAUGUACAAUGAAACUACUUUUUAUUACGACAUUUUUCUAAGUGUAGAAUUAAAAUAAAGUCUUAAACAUC
Molecule: messenger RNA, 9048 nt
Organism: Acanthochromis polyacanthus (spiny chromis)
Lineage: Eukaryota; Metazoa; Chordata; Actinopteri; Pomacentridae
Gene: cdh5
Product: cadherin 5
Exons: 15
Coding region: 360-2666 (768 amino acids)
Biological process (GO): multicellular organism development; adherens junction organization; vasculature development
Cellular component (GO): catenin complex; plasma membrane; adherens junction
Molecular function (GO): cadherin binding; calcium ion binding
Source: RefSeq, a predicted model, not a curated record